Molecule: messenger RNA, 1110 nt
Organism: Emys orbicularis (European pond turtle)
Lineage: Eukaryota; Metazoa; Chordata; Testudines; Emydidae
Gene: DDX25
Product: DEAD-box helicase 25
Exons: 8
Coding region: 1-1110 (369 amino acids)
Biological process (GO): poly(A)+ mRNA export from nucleus
Cellular component (GO): cytoplasmic stress granule; nucleus
Molecular function (GO): RNA binding; RNA helicase activity; ATP binding
Source: RefSeq, a predicted model, not a curated record
AUGGGUUUCAACAGACCAUCCAAGAUACAGGAGACAGCGCUUCCUAUGAUGCUGGCUGACCCACCCCAAAAUCUUCUAGCACAGAGCCAGUCAGGGACAGGAAAAACUGCAGCUUUUGUCUUGGCCAUGCUGAGCAGAGUUAAUGGUGCUGAAAAAUUCCCCCAGUGUCUCUGUUUAGCUCCGACCUACGAGCUGGCUGUGCAGACUGGACAAGUGGUUGAAAAGAUGGGAAAACUGUGUGUCAACAUCAGAGUUGCGUAUGCUGUCCGAGGGAAUAGAAUUCCAAGAGGUACCAAGAUUGAAGAACAGAUAAUAAUUGGAACGCCAGGGACUGUCCUAGAUUGGUGUUUCAAAUUGAAGCUGCUGGAUGUGAAGAAGAUCUCUGUGUUUGUGCUGGAUGAAGCGGAUGUUAUGAUUGACACACAGGGCUUCUUAGACCAGAGUGUCCGCAUUCAGAGAACAUUACCACAGCAUUGUCAGAUGCUCCUCUUCUCAGCAACCUUUGAGGAUGCCGUGUUGCGGUUUGCUGAGCAGAUCAUCCCUGACCCCAACAUAAUUAAACUCCGCCGAGAGGAGAUGACCUUGACCAAUAUCAGGCAGUACUACUUUUUGUGUGAGAAUAAACAAGAUAAAUACAAGGCCCUGUGUAAUAUCUAUGGGAGCAUCACCGUUGGCCAGGCUAUCAUCUUCUGUCAGACUCGUAGGAAUGCCAAAUGGUUAUCGCAGGAACUGAGUCAGGAUGGGCACAAAGUGUCUGUCCUGAGUGGGGAGCUGACAGUUGAGCAACGGGCAGCUGUAAUCCAAAGGUUUCGUGAUGGAAAAGAGAAGGUCCUUGUCACAACUAAUGUCUGUGCUAGAGGUAUUGAUGUGAAACAGGUCACAAUUGUUGUGAAUUUCAAGCUCCCGACAAACCAGUUGCAGUGUCCAGACUUUGAGACCUACCUACACCGCAUAGGGCGAACAGGUCGUUUUGGGAAAAAGGGCCUAGCCUUCAACAUGGUGGAAAGACACAACUUACCAUUGCUACACAGCAUCGAAGAGCACUUCAAGACCAAGAUUAAGCAGUUGGACCCAGAUGACAUGGAUGAGAUAGAGAAGAUUGAAUCUUAA